GGCAGCACCGGUGAAACUACAGAGACCAGAGACACACACUGAGUAGAGUGAGAGAGGAACCUGUACUCUUCCACAACAUAAGGAGACGGGAAUACACAAGAGAUAUUAAUUAUUUUUUGCUCGAUUUCUGCAAAGUGGACUGUCAAUGCCUUCAAGAGAAUACACAUAAUACUCCGAUCCUUGUUUCACCUUGGCUGGAUCCGGACUCUUGACAGCCUAUGCUUUUCUGGAGCGGUGCACCGGUCUUUUUGUGUGUGCGUGUUGGGGCUUCAACGGUGUUUCAACUGGUGGAUUAUGUCAACGAUUGCUGAUCUGUCUACAAAGAUGGAGGAGAAAUGCCAGUGAAAUGAAUGAAGAAAAGAAGCGUUCUAAUAAUCAAAACUUUUUGGGACCUGGAGAGUUGAAAACGAAAUUUUCAUUCACAGAUAGUGAAACGUCAGAUACAACAUUUUGAGAUAUCUAUUUCAAAUGUAUUAUUAUUUUUGGAAUUUAGGACAUACAGAAUAACUCAGACUGACUGAAUUAGUGACAGUGAUAGAUGAAGAUGGCAUUAUUUCCUAUACAUCAUCUCUGGAUGACUGCAGACUGAUAAUUUUUCAAUUGACUAACAAAGGCCUACUUGACAUCCCUAGAUGUGCAACGGCAGAUAGCAGUAGAUUGAUCCUUUUUUUUUUUUUUUUUUGCCUAAAAGAGGUACAAUAAACAGGGUAGAUCAAAUCCCACUGUGGGCACGAUGGAUACUCAGGCUAGAACUCCGAGGGAAAAGUUGACUCCCAUCAAGGUGAAUUCCAAACAUGAUACGGAGGGUGAGGAUGACAAAAUACCAGAGACUUUUGACUGCAAUGUUUGUGGCCGCAGCUUCCCUUUCCUGAGCUCUUUGUCACAGCAUAUGAGACGCCAUACUGGCGCACGCCCUUAUAAAUGCCCCUACUGUGACCACAGGGCCUCUCAGAAGGGCAACCUCAAAGUUCAUAUACGCAGUCACAAACUGGGUACGCUCUCUCGCCACCACUCCAAUGAGGAGGAAGAAGGGGGCGCAGAGGAAGAGGAGAUGACUGUUUCAGAGGGUCUUGAUGGAGGCACAAGUCCAACCAAGAGCAGCUCAGCCUGUAAUCGGAUGAUCAGUGGUCAUAGUGCAGAAGAAAGCCGCAGGAAAGUGCCAGUGAGGAGCGUGAAAAGAGAGAAAACUAUAAGUGAUCAGCUGCCUUACUGCUGCCGUCUUUGUGGCUACGAGGCCCAGCGGGAGGACCAGCUCCUGAGCCAUAUUGAGAAGGUCCACAUUACUGUAGACACAGGAGAGCAGACAAGUGUUAAGGAAGAAGCUGUGGCUGAACCAGAUGAAUCAAAGUGUGAUGGGACCUUUACCUGUGAAACCUGCGGCCAGGUGUUCACCCAAGCCUGGUUCUUGAAGUCACACAUGAAGAAACAUGCUGGGAUCCUAGACCAUUGCUGUCAAAUAUGUGGACGGGGCUUCCGCGAAGCUUGGUUUCUUAAAUCCCACAUGAAAACACACAACACCAGAUCACGGUCUCGUGCAAAAUCUGAUUCUGCUGAGCAUCCUGCCACUAUCAAUGAUGUAGCACAAGAUCCUGAAAUUGUUUGCUCUGUUGAGUCGGUUUACCAAAUGUGCUCUAAAUGUGGGAAUCUGUUUCAUAGCAUAGAGAGCCUGAGGGCUCAUGAUAAAGUCCAUGGUCUCAGUUAUGGAGAUCAAUCUCAGAACCAGUCACAACCCAGUGAUGGUGAAGAUUCACCAGCCUCAAAGAGACGUUUACUUGACUGCUUAGGCCUACAGUCUGUUGCAGUAAAGGCUGCGGAGGUUGAAAGUGAUGCCAUACUGGGUCAAAGAAUCCCAGAGCUUGAUCCAGUUUGCAGUUACCAAGCAUGGCAUUUAGCUACAAAAGGAAAAAUUGUAGAACCAAUUGAAAAUAUGAAGGUUUCCAGUGAUGGAGGAAAUAUUGGAGAAGAAGACAUUGCUACAGCCACUGUCGUUUACAAGAACGGUUAUGCCCUUCAAGAAAAGCGCAACACAGACCGCCGCAGCAGCUCCGGUUUGGGAAACCAAGCAUCAUCUGGAGACCAGACACCAGAGAAUCUCAGCGAUUCGGAGUACCGGCCAACAUCUCGCCAGGAACGGAGAAGGUCAUCCCAGUCUCAAGGUCCCUCUAAAUCCCUUGAGUGCUUUGAAUGUGGGAAGAUGUUCCGUAGUCGUCACCAGAUGAUCGUCCACCAGCGACUCCAUAGAAAGGAUGGUAGCAGGACAUCAGUGAGCGACAAGGAAAAAAGUAGAAGGAAAGACCAGUGGAGCUCCAUGAGUGACCCUGAAUCAGGCUCCCCAAACCGACCUUUAACCCCGGGGUAUGGAGAUUCUCCACCAGCCUCCACUUUCAGAGACCAGGCAUCUGAGAUGGGCACUGCUAACUCAGGAGAGUUUCCAGAUGAGAGGCCGUACAUCUGCAGCCUGUGUGACUUUGUCACCACUGAGUCACAUGCAUACCUGGCUCAUGUCCGUGUUCAGCAUUCAGCUUCCUCUGAAGACAGAGCCAACCCCACACCUAGAGUCACCCCCAAUGGAUACCCCAAAUUGAAGAAAGCGCUCCUGCAAGGUCUGGAAAAUAUUCCAUCCUCUCUUUCUGAUCUUUCAACUUGCUCUCCUCUCCAUGAGUCUGUUUUGGCCCCUAUGGAUUUAUGUAUGAGGCCCGAAGGUCAAAGGGGCCAAGCCCCCAUAACCCUUGACAGGAAAAUCCUCCCGAACCAUAAAUGCUCCUUCUGCUCCCAUUCAACCCUCUAUCCCGAGGUUCUGUGGAUGCAUCAGACUGUUGCCCACCGCAUGACCAGUAGUAGCUCCAGUCUGGUGCCUAAAUGGGCCCUGAAAAACAACACCAAGGGGCCAAAAGACUUGUCCUCCAGGAGACGAACUGCCCCCCCACCAGUCUUGGAGGGUAAAGAAUGUCCACCCCUGCCAGCAGUUGUGCGUGUCCAUCGCACACGACCCCCAACCCAGUCCAAAAAAGUACUACAAAAAAGCAAAGCAAUUUUUCAUGCAGACACAGCAGCAUCAAGAUCAUCCCCUCACUCUUCAUCUUCAUUGUCACGACCAUCCACAUCCACCUCAGGAUUUCACGCUGCAAGAGUCCCUCAGAGUCAACCUUUGCACUCCAGACCCAAAAGCGAUGUUUCCUCUCGAAGAAGCUCGCUGUCAUCCUCCACCUCUAAGGAGAAGAGCUUCAGCACACCUUCCCGUUCUUCAGCCCCAAGCCUCAACUCUGCUACUGCUACCAAAAGGGCAGAAUGUUAUAAGAUGCCUCAGGAGGGACUCGGCUACAUGCUUUCUAACAAGUACGGUAGCCAAGCAGAGUUCGACCAAGCUAGAGGCUCUUCUUAUCAAUCACUCACCAACUCCCGUGGCCAGCGACAGACUAAUGCUACCAGGCCUAGUAGCAUCAUCCACAACUCCACAGCGGGGCACUAUGGAGCGACGCAGUCAUAUGGAGGCAUACUUCAGACUUCAUCCUCCUCCUUGCCCUCAGAGGCUUAUGGGAAUGUGAAGCAGGAACAAACAUCAGAAAUCCCAGAAAUGCCAAACAGCAUCCUCAGCUUCCUCAAAAAUUACAACCCCCAUGAACUGGCUGCACUGUACCACCGCUGGGGUGCCACAAAUUCACUUUUGGAUCCCACUGGGAUGCUGAGGUCUGUCAUGCGACAGGGACAGCAUUUCUGCCAUGAGUGUGGGAAGAGUUUUGGUCAGCCCAGCCACCUCCGCACUCACAUGAGGUCCCAUACAGUUGGGUUUGAUUUUAACGGACUCCACAGAGGUACUGACGCUCACACCACCGCUUCUGAAGCUCCCAAACAAGAGAGAGGCCUUUCUGCUGCCAGCUCUGCCCAUACAGAGCCUCUCAGAAAGGGAACCUGAAAACACAUGUCCAGAGUGUCCACCACAUGCCUUUUGACAACAGCAAGUAUCCAGAUUCCAGAAACUUGUUACUGAGCCCCGAGGAGCGCAGAGAGUUCGGACAAACACCAACCCCACAAAAUCAGCCUUAGCGCUUCUUAUAAACUUCUGAAUUUCAGUUCAAGCUAGUCAGGGACUCACAUCAACUGAAAAAUGCCAUCAUCACAUUGAAUAAUAGAAGGAUUUGAUCAGCAUUGGAUUUUAUGGUUGACAAUGUGAAAAUGUUUUCGCGCUUCAACCAACCCCCUUUAACGAGGGCUUCCUAUGUUUCUUGUAGUUCAACAGUGACGUUUUGGAAUGAACGAAUGGCUGCUUUUCACGACUCAAAAAUAAUACAAUGGGUAAAGUCAGAUGAAGGCACAAACCUAUUUUGCUCCGCUUCUUGCAAUUGAAGGUUGAAAAUAAGGAUCACAAUGUGUUGAAUGAUAUAUACUUUCUGAGGACAAUACUGAACUCAUUGGCAUAUGAAAAUAUAUUUUAACUAACUGCCUUGGCACGCUACUUUAGUGAACAACUUGUUUCUCCCUUUUCUUAUCGUCCUUGAUGCAUCACUUAUAGCAGCAUUCUAUUGUCCAUAAUCUGCUGCAAGUAACAUUUUUUUUUAUUCACUUCUUUAAUUACUUUAUACUUUAAUGAAUUUAAUAACUGAUUAUCAAAUGAAUGAGUUCUCCCUUCAAAUAUUUGGGCACAAAAAAGAAAAAUAUUGGAGCGCUCACAGUGGUAAACCAUCUUAAAAUUGACUGAAGUAAUUACAUGAUUUGCAAUAUAGUGGCCAAUAAAUGCUAUCUGUAUUGUAUAACUGAUUAAUCGACAAAUCAUCACAGCCAUAAAGACUUCUUCUGGGCUAAAAGCCAUUACAGUGUCUUAUAUGAUCCAGCAUGUGCAAAUGGGUUGAAGUCACUUCACUCCACUCCUUAGUGAAUUCUUAAGAGUGACCCCUCCGAGGGAGAUGAUUAGAGAGACUGGGGGGGUGGAGAGUGAGAGAGAGAGGGAGAAAGACAGAGAGAGUGACUGCUCUAAUGCUCAUUAAAAAGAGUUGCUUUUUAAUAGCCAUUAUAAAUGAGUGUACCACUUUUAUGGCCAUACAAUUAUUGUCAAUUGAAGAGGAAGGGGCUGAGUGCUGGCACUUUCCAUCUAUAUAACUCCUUUAUAUUACGGAGCUUUUCUCACACUGACACUUUGACUUUGAUUUACACUGCAAACCUGCAGUGGGAGCAUGUUGAAGACUCAGAUUGAAAUUACAUAAAGUAAAGGGCAGCUGGUACACGUUUGGAGGCAAAUAUGAAUCUGCUAAUGCUAGCCAGUGUGAUUGCGUUGUGAAAAAUGCAUAUGGUAAUUGGAGUUCGUGUUAUUUUAGUUUCAGUUACAUUUAGCUGAAGGCCGAUGUUCAAAUCCCCCCCCCCCCCCCCCCCCCCCAACUGAUUCAUGGUCGAGACAGCAGGAUGCAAAUUGUGGAUCACACCAUCAGACUUUAUUUUUUCACCGAACGUUUCUACUUGAAAAAAUGUUCUGUUUGAUCUUAUGACAUGUAAUCACUGCAAUACACGGCCACUUCAAGAUACCUGUCGUGAUCUGUUUUGAGUUACAAUAUCGUCAUUUGGUCAUCUGCUUUGUAUUAAUCGUUAUUUGCACUGCUUUUAGGCACUGGACAAAACCAUUGAUCAAUUUGGGUUUUAUUAUUGAUAGAAACUACAUGAAAUUCUCAGCCCAGAGUGUUUUAUUUUGUAUGAUUCGUCAACUGGUAUAUUGGUGGGCCAAAGUGAAGUGUUACAAAAUAUUCCUUCUUAGUCCAACAGUGGGAAGAGUCACAAAUGGGCUUUGGUAUCUUCCAUGAGGUUACGUCCAACUUGUCUCAUGACGAAAGGCCAUUCCGUCAUAUGCUACCAAAUUGUGAUGUUGAACUCUACUGGAUUGUCGAGCAGCCUUAGCACAGAUGAGGUUGCAUGUCUUUGUGCAUUAUUUCCCAAUCUACUUAAAAAGGAUGAUUAACAUCCAUCCUUGUGUUGUGCCUACCUCCUUCCAAAUUGCAUGUUAAUAUGAAGGAGGGGUUGGUCUUCACAGUUUUUUUACUUCAUAUUCUCUACUUGGGCUUGUCUUCAGCAACCCCCAAAUUGAGUAAGCCAUGCCUUGACAUAUUGGAUAUAAGCAGAUUGUCACUUGUCAGGGAAUGUAAUUGUGUGGUACAUUUUUGCACGCAUAGACUAUUCAAACGAGUUCGCAUACAGAGUACGAAACUAUUAGUCUAUUUUAAAAUCUCAGUAGUUUUUACAACAACAAAAAAAAUAGAUGUAAUACCAGCUGAGAUAUGCAUACUAUGUUCUGUACCUUAAUAUGUCUAAUGAUACACCUAAAAAGUGUGUUUUGAAGCUGUGGGUAGUGAAAAUACUUGAAAACAAAUAUUCUAGCCUUGUAGUGUAGAAUAGUACUAAUAAUGCCCACGUUGUACAGAAUUCCCUUUAAGAUUAACUCCUCAGUUAGAAAUUUGUACUCCGAAGUGUGACUUAGUGAAAGUGUGAAGCUGGAGUGACUGUAAUAUAUAAACUGUUUUAUCUGUAAUCCACUCUUACCAAACUCUUUAUAUACAGCAGUAGAAACCAAAUGGCAUUGUUAGUGCACUUAGACUAGUUUACAGCUUUAACCUUUCAUUCUGUUCUAAUCUAGUCAAGGUUACUUUAAGAAUGUUAUUAUAGCUAAUAGACUUGUAAAUUGAGGUUUAGGAACUUUUUGCAUAGAUUUUAAUGACUGAUCUUUUUUUGUAAUGACUCUGUGUCACACCAGUUUACUUGUUUUUUUUUUCUGAUGGAAAGUUUGACAAGUUGAGGCUCAGCAGUGCUUAUUUUUCAUGAAGAUGUAAGAGCUUGUUUUUAGUCACUCUGCUAAAUCGUAGGACUUUUGUCAUUAGCUCGCCCUGUCUGGCCUUCCACGGGGGUUGUUUCCCCCCCCCCCCCCUUUGGUUGGGGCUUUAUUACAUAUUUUAAAUUGUGUUUUUGUGUCUGAACUUUUUAUUUGUAUUGAACCUCAUGAUUAAUGUACCUAUCAAGACCUUGUUAUUCCAAGUGGUUUGGUUGAAAACUGUAUUUAUUAUCACUUCAAAAAGGACAGGAGGGCAGUAGCAGGACAGGUGUUUGGUAAAUUUGAUUUUCUAGGUCAUUAUUUUGUGUUUCGUUAGUUUGUUUGUGUUGUCAUUUUCAAGCCAGCAAAGCGACGUGAAAGCUCUACCUCGCCUGAGCCAUUCUCAGUUCUGUUAUACUUUUGUAAAUUUCAAAAACAUAUAAUGUCAUGUCCAAAAUAAAGACACAUAAAAUGAUAAA
Syngnathus typhle (broad-nosed pipefish) is the source of this 7263-nucleotide messenger RNA. Its product is annotated as zinc finger protein 516-like. Gene Ontology annotation, cellular component: nucleus. Lineage: Eukaryota; Metazoa; Chordata; Actinopteri; Syngnathiformes; Syngnathidae. Gene Ontology annotation, biological process: regulation of DNA-templated transcription. The coding region runs from base 734 to 3913 and encodes 1059 amino acids. The transcript is spliced from 6 exons. Gene Ontology annotation, molecular function: DNA-binding transcription factor activity, RNA polymerase II-specific; RNA polymerase II cis-regulatory region sequence-specific DNA binding. The record is from RefSeq and is a predicted model, not a curated record.